Aspergillus novofumigatus IBT 16806 is the source of this 1444-nucleotide messenger RNA. Its product is annotated as mitochondrial 54S ribosomal protein mL67. The transcript is spliced from 2 exons. Gene Ontology annotation, biological process: DNA recombination; positive regulation of mitochondrial DNA replication. Gene Ontology annotation, molecular function: single-stranded DNA binding; DNA strand exchange activity; structural constituent of ribosome. Gene Ontology annotation, cellular component: nucleus; mitochondrial large ribosomal subunit. The record is from RefSeq and is a predicted model, not a curated record. NCBI's taxonomy places the organism in Eukaryota, Fungi, Ascomycota, Eurotiomycetes, Eurotiales, Aspergillaceae. Bases 166 to 1200 code for a protein of 344 amino acids.
CUUCCUUCACUGUCCGGAAACUGUGCAACUCCCAUCACGAAGCCAGAUCAACCACUACACACGCUACAGUCUCGAGUCGCAAUGCGCUAGAGUGAAUCCACUCUAUUGAUUCUAAUCAACACGUCAGAUCCAUUUUAGGAACGCCGAGCGGUGUUUCCGGCCGCAAUGGCCUCCUCUCAGUCGUUCGCCAAACCUUUCCAGAAGAUCCUGGACCCAACUAAGAUCGGAACCUGGAAUGUCGUCCGUCGUCCACCGAUCGAAAAUCACAGUGUUAUUCAGGGAAAACCUCGGGAACAAAACUCGAAUGCCUUCAAGACACACCAGUGGAAGGAGGGAGUGCGGCUAAGAAAGGCGCUCAAUGCCAUCACCCACGGCAAGAAUAUCUUCGCCUACCACAACAUCCGGACUAACCAGGUGGUAUACUCAUUGACAAGAUAUCUGGAGAAAAACAAUGUCCUCCGCCAACUCAUCUACCACGGCAAAAAGACCGUUCCCGCAACCCUUCGAAAAGACAUGUGGGUGCCCUACUACUCAGUGCACUUCACCGACUCCAAGAUCGGUCUGCGAGCCUACCACCUCCUCCGCGAAUUCUCCAUGCAGCGCCAGCUCGCUCCGCCCCGCGAAAUGAUCACAAUCACCGAACAAUUCCUCGCCCAGAAGCGGCCCCGCAACCCGGAAGAAGCGAAAAAAUUCGACGAAAAAUACGCCGAUAAGAUUGGCUGGCUGAUGGAGAAGAAAGACCGGGCCCGUGCGGUCAUGGAUCAAAAGGCUACCAGCGUUGCGGAUAUCGCGGCCGUGCUCUCCAUCCAGGAGGAUGAGAUCGCGAAUGGGUUUGCGGAUGGCAAGAGGGGGUAUCUGACCCCGGCUGCUCGGAGACGGAGAAGGGAGGCGAGGAAGAAGGAGCAAGAGAAGUCUGCCGAGCAGGCUGAGCGUGUGGCUGUUUUCGCGCAGACCCUGAGCACGCAGGAGGUCGACUACACGAUUCUGGAUCCUAAUGAGGACGCGGAACUCCUGGGAGACAACGGUGUCAAGAUCCUCUGGUCUGACAUCCACGACGCUCGCUUUGCGGAGAGGUGGCCUGAUCGUGUCUGGCAUGGCGAGUUGGAUCUGAGCCGCGACCAUGUCAUGGCCGAUGAGAAGCACAUCCCUGGCAAGAAGGAUGUGCUAGCGAGCGAUCAAUUCAAAGAGAAGCAGGCUUAGAUGAAGAGCGACGUGCUCGAUGGUAUGUAGGAAUCGGCGAUGGAUUGGGCUGUGGAUAUUCGCAUCUCUCCAGCGCGACUUUGCACUUGGUCCUAUACAAACUGUACUUUUAGAUACUACUUUACUUUGUGCUUGGGAAUGACGAUGGCGUUUAGCAGACAGAAUUUGAAUUCAUCCGAUAACCCAGUAACCUGCUGGCAAGCCCACAGGGAAAUGUACUGCUUGCGGGCCUGGUAAUCUAAGU